AGCUAGUUGCUAUAUUAACCCAAAGACACACACACACUUUUAAAAUUAGCUAGUUGCUAUAUUAACCCAAAGACACACACAUACCAAGAAAUUACCGUUUACGUGAAAACUGUAAUUUGUGAAUAAUCCCAGAAAGAAACAUGCGUUUACAGAUGCGCACUGGUCUGUAAACAUACUCAUUUCACUACUGCAUGCGUCACGGGGAUACAGACAGAAAAUAACACUUGUGUAUAACUUACCCUGUGUUGAUCAGGAACUAAAAGUUUAUCUGAAGAUCUUGCUAAUCAGGAAUUGCCUUUCUCAGAAAUAAAGAGACCAUGGGAGUAGACAACGCGUCUCUAUGGUAACCGCUAUCCUAAACACACUAUACAGCCUUAUUUGUGACUAGAAUGUCUGGCUGAUAUUAACCGGGUAUGAACUCCGUGGUGAAAACGAUUAAAUGGUGAAGACGAAUAUUGCUCUCCAAUCGGUGCUGUGGCCACAACUCUACUGGAAGGACAGAAGAGGCUGGACUCCUGCUAAGAAGCUGUUUAGACUAUGCCAUCUAAGGCAAAAGGAAAGGGGCGAUCUCACAGUGCUGCUGGCAGCAAGAAACCGAAGAAAAAGAAAUCUGGAAAAAAGAAAUCUGCCAAACAAGCAAAACCUGAAGUAGAUAUCCUCAGCCCAGCAGCCAUGCUGAAUGCCUAUUAUAUAUCACACAAUGCUGCCGACUGCUUGGCAUUUAGAGGAUUUCAGUGGCCCGAUGGUCCAAAGAAAAAAGGAAAGAAAGGCAAGAAAAAAUAAAGCAAAAGUUGAAAUAAUAUGCCAUAAAUUCUUCUCAAAACAACAUUUCUUGACACAAAUUGUAAGAGGAACAUGCUGAUAUACUUCCAUGUUAUUUUGUAAAUUAAAUAAAUCCCUCAGUGUACCUUGGUGUAUUGAAUUGCUCAAGCCAUACAAAACACUUAUAUUUUUGGAACUGGGUUUGGUCUACAGAGUUCAAACCAAAAUCAGCUCUGAGCGUGACACAGUUUUGUGCUGCAGAAAUAACUUAGUUGUAAGUUUGAGCUGUAUAACAAUAACCUGGGUUUGCACUUGGCUUGAGACACACAUGCUGGGUUAUAGAAAUGGAUUCUUUAUGUGGAGAAUGUGGUGUUCAGCUCUUUGUUCAUGAAUAUUUGCACAGUAUGAAACUAUUAUCAGGACUGUACUUCUGGAGAACACAUCAUUGUAUCUUGACUGCUGUGGUGGCUUCUGAACAUGGGUUAAUGAGACAUUGUCUUUUCUCCUGUUUCUUCUUCUGUUACACACAGUAUUUUGAUCUGCUUGAAGACCCUCUAAGAAAACGUCCAUGUUUGAUUGUGAAAGAAAAAGGGGUGCAUACAUCCUAAACAUCUGAGAUGCUGUCUUAUCUGGGGUUUGUCUUUUUUAAUGUCUCCAAAUAUUUAUGGUUUCUAAAUACAGUGAGAAGAAUGGAGCCCA
Protopterus annectens (West African lungfish) is the source of this 1461-nucleotide messenger RNA. RefSeq names its product small lysine rich protein 1 (gene SMKR1). The record is from RefSeq and is a predicted model, not a curated record. Lineage: Eukaryota; Metazoa; Chordata; Ceratodontiformes; Protopteridae. Bases 538 to 783 code for a protein of 81 amino acids. The transcript is spliced from 3 exons.